Molecule: messenger RNA, 546 nt
Organism: Trichoderma breve
Lineage: Eukaryota; Fungi; Ascomycota; Sordariomycetes; Hypocreales; Hypocreaceae
Exons: 2
Coding region: 1-546 (181 amino acids)
Source: RefSeq, a predicted model, not a curated record
AUGUUGGGGAUAUCGAGCCAAAGGAAUAGGCUUCGCCCUCUCCAGCAAGCCGAGCAGGAAAUAGCCGGGCUGCAAUGGCAUCUGUUUUCGGGUGAAAGGCGGUGGGAUGCGGCUCCUCUACGAGCCAACUCUCCCAAAUCUCUCGACGAUUCCGACAGCUUCGCCACCAACGAAUCGACGCCGCCAACCAGCCCAGACAUUGCGACAGGCGAGCGCACGCCUUCUCCUAAGCCGAAUCACCUUUCAGACUACCUUAAGAAUUCGACCAAGCCCGCUGCCCUAGUCGAGCCGGAGCCUGCUCCGAUGAUUCCCCAGCGCUCUCUUACGUACACUAAGAAGAACUCGGUCGAUGCCGUUGCCAGGUUGCGAUCCAUAUCCCGCAAUACUCGAGAUUCAGAUCUGUCUGCCUCACCUCGGAGUCUGCAGGCCUUCUCCCGAACUCCGUCCGUAUCCGCGUUUGAAGAGUUUGUAUUUUUUGGGCGGAAGGUCGGUGAUCUAUUCUGCGGGGCCUCAUUUCUGAGAAUAGCUGAAUUGUUGAGAAUGUAA